Populus nigra (black poplar) is the source of this 685-nucleotide messenger RNA. RefSeq lists its product as uncharacterized. The record is from RefSeq and is a predicted model, not a curated record. The transcript has 3 exons. NCBI's taxonomy places the organism in Eukaryota, Viridiplantae, Streptophyta, Magnoliopsida, Malpighiales, Salicaceae. The coding region runs from base 7 to 408 and encodes 133 amino acids.
AGGUGGAUGUUUUUGAAACAUGUAAACUGGAAACCUCAGCCAACUCAAAGAAACAGUCUGCUUUGCAAACAGAGAGUAAAAGUGACGAUGAAAAGGAGACGUAGCAUUAAUAGCAUGAGAAGGAUUUCAGCUGAAAUGGUUGAGAUCAGCAAAGGACAGAACCAGAUAAGGAAGAGACAGAAAGAAGCAAGAAAAAAAUUUAAAGAAAUAAGAAAGGAGACAGAGAAACUAAAAAGGGAAACUGAUCUAAUCUCCAAGCAGAGUGCUGCAAAUCAACUCAAGCUUGAUCUCAUGUUUCAAAUCGUGAAAGCAAGAGCGGACAAUGACUCUGCAAAAGAUGCUCUACUUACCGAAACCUUGCGUGAACUGAUGGCCAAAACGAGAAUUGGAGAGAAAGCAAGCUUUUGAUCUAUGGGAAGGGAUCAAGCACGAACAAAGUAUAAUUAAAGUCUUUGUUGUGGAGUUAGAAAGUAAAUAAUAUUUGUUCUGCAACUUGGAAUUGCAAUAUUGCCUUCGGAAAGAUGUAUUUAUUGCCUUCUGAAAAAUUCAAAGGAAUCGUCUUUUAUCUCAUCAAAAGCAUCGAGCGUCUUGUUUGUUAACUUUUUUUUUUUGGAAAAUACCCUCCAAGGACGGGGAAUUCGCUAAAUUUUUUAAUCAACUAUGUAUUUCAACUUUUUUUUUUAAU